GUUAUCCACCUGGAUGCACUUUUGUUUAUUUUAGAAAUAUUUUUAUUGAGAGAAACAAAAGAAAAGAUCAGACUUGUUUGAUAAAGGCUGCUGUCACCAUGUCAGCAGACACGACAGAAGAGACUCCUCUGCUGAAGAGAAGACUCACAGCGUCUGAAUCCAAGAUCCAUAACUCCAAGCUGUUCCUGGCAGUUUUCUCUGCAGUCCUGGGGAACUUCAGCUUCGGCUACUCGAUGGUCUUCUCGUCCCCGGUCCUGCCGGAGCUCACGAGUCCUGAUGCCGACCCUGGACUCCGGAUGGGCACGGAGCAGGCCGCCUGGUUCGGCUCCAUCUACACACUGGGCGCAGCGGCCGGCGGGCUGGGGGCCAUGCUGCUCAACGACAUGAUAGGACGGAAGCUGAGCAUCAUGAUGUCUGCAGUGCCAUCGACUAUUGGAUACCUUCUGAUGGGGGGGGCAGUGAAUACAUGGAUGCUCCAUGUGGGUCGUUUCUUGACUGGAGUCGCAGGUGGGAUGACUGCAGCCUCCAUUCCUGUUUACAUCUCGGAGAUCUCCCAUCGAGGAGUGAGAGGAGCUCUGGGCUCCUGCCCUCAGAUCACCGCUGUGUUCGGUACCCUGUCCCUCUACGCUCUGAGUCUGGUGGUACCGUGGCGGUGGCUAGCUAUAGCGGGGGAGCUGCCGCCUGUGCUGAUGGUGGUGAUGCUGGUGUUCAUGCCCUCCUCACCCAGGAGGCUGCUCUCCAUGGGCCAAGAGGAGAAGGCCAAGAAAGUGCUCCUGUGGCUGAGGGGAAGUCGCUACGACACGCACAUCGAGCUCAGAGCCAUUCAGCACAGCAUCAGCAUGCAGAGCAAGGUCACAUGGUCCCAGCUUGGCACGCCCGUCUUCUACAAGCCAAUCCUCAUCUCGGUGGUGAUGCGUUUCCUGCAGCAGAUGACGGGCAUCACGCCCAUUCUGGUCUACCUGCAGCCCAUCUUCGCCAAGAGCAAUGUGUCCCUGGAGCCCAAGUAUGAUGCUGCCAUUGUGGGCGUCGUCCGCCUCUUCUCUGUUGCCGUGGCAGCCUGUUUGAUGGACAGGGCGGGACGCAAAGCCCUGCUUUACACGUCUAGCAUGCUGAUGUUCCUCGCUAGUCUGACCCUGACCAUGUUCUCCCACACCACACCCUGCCCCCCCGGCCCCUCUCCUCCAAACCACACUUUGAGUUCGGACUACGGCCUCGCCAGUGACAUCGGACACACUUUAGCUGCCGGUCACCAAGGCCCAGCAAGCGUCCUUCCUCUCAUCGCCACCAUGGUGUUUAUAUUUGGAUAUGCCAUGGGAUGGGGCCCAAUCACGUGGCUGCUGAUGUCAGAGGUGCUGCCGCUGGUUGCCAGGGGCGUGGCAUCAGGUCUUUGUGUCGCCGUCAGCUGGUUGACGGCCUUCGUGCUCACACACGCCUUCACACACCUGGUGGACGCGUACGGCCUAUACGUGCCCUACCUGGGCUUCACCGUGGUGUGUGUCGUCUGCCUGCUGUUCAACGCCGUGUGCAUCCCAGAGACUCGCAGCCGCUCACUGGAGGAAAUCGAGAACUACUUCAGGACAGGCCGCACGUUCACCAUCAGGCGGAGUACAUCCACGAUACAGUCCACCUGAAGCUCACACUGUCAGGAAGUAUUUUCAAAAUUAAAAUCAAUAUUAAGAGUCUAAGUAUAGAGGGUGUAUAAUCCACAGGGUCUGAAACUCGAUGAGAGAAGGAGCACUUCUGGAAUAAGGACUGCACAGGCAGCUGUUCUCGGUCAAAGGUCAAUGAGGCCGAGUUCAGCAGAAUUAAACACUUGGUCUACAAGCAGUCACUGUUUUUACAAUAAUCAUCUUACAAUAAUAUUAGAUGUGCAAAUUUGUGUUUUCUCACACUCCCAUAAGUACUGUAACACAAUAUUAGAUAUACACACUAGUUGUUUUUAAUCAGCCAACACACUUUGGGUUGAUUUAACCACUAAUGUGUGGACUGCGUGAAAACAGGGCAGCGACACUUGUGCCUCAAAGUACAGAGCAGCCAACACAGAAAUAAAACUAAUGUGGCUACAAAACAAUAUGUUGGGAUCAGUGGUGGAGGAAGUACUCACACAUAUUACUCAAGUAAAAGUACAAAUACAGACUACUUGCCUUUAAAUAUACCUAAAAAGUAAAAGUACUUGUCGAGUGUAGACGAUUCCCUGAUGCGAUGGUCUACUAUAUCAGCCACUGAGCCCACUGAAUAUCUUGACUUUCUGUAUUGGUUUCUUCCAAAUAAAGCAGAGUCUAAAUCUAAUUAAUUGCUUUGCAAACUACAAAAAAGCCAUUUAACGCAAUGCAGCAUCGUGAAUAUGUAGUCGGGUAGAAAGUAUAGGUAUUUGCUGAUAUAUGUAGUGUAAAAGUAAAAGGUUCCUGAGAGUAAGUCUACUUUAGUGAAAUACAAACAUGAAAAUGAAAGUUUAUGUUUUGUUACAUUCCACCACUGAUAGCAACAGAAACAGCUCUGAGUCUCCCUUCCUGUUCCGUUGUGAGAGAUUGUGGUGAAAACACAAUAAGUCUGCUUAUAAAAAUAAUACUCUUCUUUUCAACAAGCCAUCAUUUCUACAGUAGUAAACCAUGUGUUCUCCCCUCACUAGUAUGUGAAAUGUAUUCAGUAUUAAUACGCACUGUGUUCAACAAGGGGUUUAAAAGUGAAAAUGUGCAACACUGUACCAGCAGAACAGACUUUUGUGUUCACAAAGUUCUGUUUGAAUCUGUUCG
Messenger RNA from Limanda limanda (common dab), 2753 nucleotides. It is a transcript of the gene slc2a6, whose product is annotated as solute carrier family 2 member 6. NCBI's taxonomy places the organism in Eukaryota, Metazoa, Chordata, Actinopteri, Pleuronectiformes, Pleuronectidae. Bases 99 to 1631 code for a protein of 510 amino acids. Gene Ontology annotation, molecular function: transmembrane transporter activity. Gene Ontology annotation, biological process: transmembrane transport. Gene Ontology annotation, cellular component: membrane. The record is from RefSeq and is a predicted model, not a curated record. The transcript has 8 exons.